Cyphellophora attinorum is the source of this 2304-nucleotide messenger RNA. Its product is annotated as Actin-like protein arp5. NCBI's taxonomy places the organism in Eukaryota, Fungi, Ascomycota, Eurotiomycetes, Chaetothyriales, Cyphellophoraceae. The coding region runs from base 1 to 2304 and encodes 767 amino acids. The transcript has 2 exons. Gene Ontology annotation, cellular component: cytoplasm; Ino80 complex. Gene Ontology annotation, biological process: regulation of DNA-templated transcription. The record is from RefSeq and is a predicted model, not a curated record.
AUGGCGAUCACCUCCGUUCAACGCAUAGUGCAAGAGCGCACCCUUCCAUCAGACCAUCCUCUCCCACCACCACGAAUUUAUCCUGCCCCGGACUUUCCCUUCAAAGGAUGGCAGCCUGCUCAGCCGGAAGGCUACAGGCAGAGUGCCGCAAAUCCCUCCGAAAACGCCAUAGUCAUCGAUAAUGGUGCCAGCACAGUCAAGGCAGGGUUCUCCUUCGACAAGAAGCCUCGAUUUCUCGUCCCGCCGAUCAUGGCCAAAUACAAGGACCGAAAGUUCAACAAGUACUGCGCUUUCGUCGGCUGGGAUGCGUAUGCGGACGCGACGACCCGAGGUCAGAUUCGGCAGGCAUUCGAAACACAUACUAGCAUUCCCACAAAUUGGGACAUCAUGGAGGGUGUGUUUGACUACAUCUUCCUCAAGCUCGGAGUGGACGAGCAGGGUAGUGUUGGGAGACCCAUAGUCAUCACUGAGCCGGUCGCCAACUUUGGCCAUAGUCGGAGGAUGCUCAACGAGAUGAUGUUCGAAUGCUACCAAGCGCCGAGUGUGACUAUGGGCAUAGACAGUCUUUUCUCCUACCGGUAUAACAAAGGCAAUUCCGGCAUAAUAGUGUCUUCGUCGCACACAUCGACUCACAUCAUUCCUGUCCUGGACAAGAAACCCAUUCUGCAGUCCUGCGCACGAUUGAACUGGGGCGGCUCACAAUCGCACGAAUUUCUCCACAAACUGAUCAGACUGAAGUAUCCGAAUUUCACAGGCAAAAUGACAUACGAGCAGACGGAGCAGUACGUCAAACAAUUUUGCUAUCUUUCCAAGGACUUUGAUCGAGAAAUGUCAACUUUCUUGGACUGGUCGGGACUCGAGGAGGAGCGCAACGUCAUUAUUCAGUACCCUUACACUGAGCAAGUCGUCAUCGAGAAGUCACCUGAAGAGCUUGCACGGAUCGCAGAGAGGAAGAAGGAAUCCGGUCGGCGUCUUCAGGCACAAGCUGCAAAGAUGCGCUUGGAGAAGCUUGUGAAGAAGGAGAAGGAUCUAGCGGACUAUCAGAAGCUAUACGCGGCCUACACCGAUGCGCCCACGAAGAAGGAGCAGAGGCGGCUGUUGGACACCGAAGACCUCAAAGACGAAGCUGCCCUGGAAAGACGCAUUCGCGACCUGGACAAAUCGAUAAAGAAAUCCAGAAACAAAGACCUGGGCGAACCCGAGGAAGAGGAGAAGCUGGAGGACCAGCUCAACAAGUUCCCACUCCUCGACACGCCCGACGACCAGCUUGAUGACAUCGGCUUGAAGGAGAAACGCCAUCAGAGACUCAUGAAAUCAGGCGUUGAAGCGAGAAUUCGUGCAAAAGAAGAGAAGGAGCGCGAGCGAGCCCGCAUCGCCGAAGAGGAGCGUCUCGAUCAAGAGCAUCGUCAAAAUAAUCCUGAGGAUUGGAUCAAAGGCAGAAGAACCCAACGGGAGAAUCUACUGCUCAAAAUCAAGGAGCAGGCUCGACUCAAGGCUGACUCGGGGAACCGCAAGGGCGUCGCCUCUCAGGCGCGAAUGAAGGCAUUGGCGAAUUUAGCAUCAGAUGGGCCAAAGCGCAAGCGGCGUGGAGGCGGCGACAAUGAUGACGAUUUCGGCGCGGAUGACCAGGAUUGGGAUGCAUAUCGAGAUGUCGCGAAAGAAGACGCCAGCGACGAUGAGGAGCCUGAGGAGGAUCCUUUAGCUCAGCUCAAGGCUGUAGAGAGCGAGCUUCUCCAAUAUGACGAUUCGUUCUCUGAAAAGGAUACAAUUGAGGCUCAGAACGAUUGGACCAAGAGCUUGAUGCACGCCUUCCUUAGAGGCGCUCGUCCCUUUGAUGGAGAAAGUCAACGCGAGUUCAACCAGGUCCAUCUCAACGUCGAGCGAAUCCGAGUCCCCGAAGUCACAUUCCAACCGAGCAUUGCGGGAGUCGACCAGGCGGGCAUAGUAGAGAUCAUCGAGGGAAUCGCCAUGAGCCGUUUCUCGGACCCGGCACAGCAGCGUGCUCUGCUGCAAGACAUUUUCCUUACGGGCGGCAAUACUUCCUUCCUUACCUUCGAGGAAAGACUAGCCCGAGAAAUGAGGGCUGUAAUUCCAUCGGCAUACGACAUCAAUGUCCGCAAGGCCGCAGACCCCAUUCUUGAUGCAUGGAGAGGGGCGGCGGGCUGGUGGAGCUCAACUCCGGCGUCUGAUCGACACAUCGCGACGGUGACCAAGGAGGAGUAUGCAGAGAGAGGCAGUGAUUACAUCAAGGAACACGACCUGGGGAAUUCACUGGCUCCGUCGACGCUCACUUUCGGUGGAUGA